CUGAAUCCGGAUGUCGACUGCGGUAAGAACGUUUGUUUUCUUAGAUUACCGACGGCUCGUUUUGCAAGUCCGACCAGCACCAGCGAGAGUCCAUGUAGCAGUUAAGGUGUCCCAACCUUUUCAGCUGAACACAAUCUUACUGGGAUGAUAUCAUGGAUAGAGACAAUCAUCAUGAAGGAGAGAAAGAAGGAGUUAAGAUAUGUCAUCCACACUUAGAAGUCAACAUACAAGCGGCCGACACGCUAGCGACCUCACUUUCACUUUUGGGGAAUCACAUGUUUCCUGACCUCAUGGCAAGAAAUGCUGUAAAAAAAGAGGAGCCCACAGAUUCGCUCUUGUCAGAUGUUCCAGCAGAAGAACCCGCUCUGGACUCGUCUCUUCCUAAUCUGGCGACAAAUUUAGAAAACGAGGGGUCUCAGAGCGACGUCUCCACCUUGGAAGUGGAUGGAAUAACCACCGAUGGCGCUCAAAACGACCAGAGCGACUCAGGAGAGUUUGUCGUCACCAUGCUGGCCAAGGCCAAGCUGGAAGAGCAGGGUUUGGGCGUCAAGGGACGGUCGUCUCCAUUGAUAGAGGUGGGCACUCAGGAGUCUCCGGCCUACGUGUCCCACCGUGAUGAGGACGUGACGGCCGACAGCUGGCGGCAGCACAGGAAGCAUGUGUUUGUGCUGAGUGAGGCGGGCAAGCCCAUCUAUUCUCGAUACGGCAGCGAAGAGGCUCUGUCGUCUACGAUGGGGGUCAUGAUGGCGCUGGUGUCCUUUGUUCAAAGUGGAGAUAAUAUCAUACGCUCAGUCUAUUCAGAGGAGAACACCGUGGUGUUCCUCCAGAAAGGCCCUCUGGUGCUGGUUUGCGUCUCCAGCAGCCGCCAGUCAGAGCAGCAGCUGCGCGGCGAGCUCCUCUACGUCUACUACCAGAUCAUCAGCAUGCUCACGCAGGCCAGCAUCUCGCGCAUCUUCGAGCACAAGAAGAACUACGACCUGCGGCGGUUGCUUGCGGGCUCAGAGAAGAUCCUGGAUGGCCUCCUCAACUUGGUGGACUCGGACCCCAGCUUCCUCUUGGCAGCCGUGCACUGCCUGCCCCUUGCCUCCUCUCUCAGGGAUUCGCUCAGUCAGAUCCUGCAGAAGGCCAUCACCCCCAACCUGGUCUUCUCCAUUCUCAUCGCCAAGAACCAGCUGCUCACCAUCGUGCAAGAGAAGACCGUCAUCGAGGAUGCCCGCUUGGAGCCUGCCGACGUCCAUCUGCUGCUCAACCUCAUCGGUGCCUCGUCCGCCUUCCAGGCCGGCGAGAUCUGGACUCCCAUCUGCCUGCCGCUCUUCAACCCUGACUGUUAUUUCUACGCGUACAUCUCCUACCUGGACCCCCCCGAGUGCACUGUGUGCUUGCUGCUGCUCUCCACGGACAAGGAGGCCUUCUACGCUGUGGCUGAGUGCAAGAGGAAGAUCGAGGAGGCCAUGGUGGCUCAGAACUCGCUCAGCCUCAUCGCCAAGGCGCAGUCGUACAGCGUUAGCCAGGUGGGCGUCUCUGACCUCAGGCAUUUCAUGUACAAGCCCUUCGACGUUCCCGACAACCACCGCCAGCUCACACAGUUCACCAGCCCAGAGAUGGAGGCCCCAUACAGCAGCGAGGAGGAGAAAAUGAGACUGCUGGACCUUUAUCGUUACAUGCACAGCCGCAUCCACAGCACCUCGAGACCCCUCAAGCUCAUCUACCACGUAGCCGAGAGGGAAACUCUGCUAGCAUGGGUGACAAGCAAAUUCGAGCUGUACACCUGCUUCAGUCCCCUAGUGACCAAGGCCUGCGCUAUCACGGUCAUCACCAAGCUCCUCAGGUGGAUCAAGAAGGAGGAGGACCGCCUCUUCAUCAGGUACCCGCCCAAGUAUUCGACCACGCCCAAUCCCAGCAAAAGCUCGCGGGCGGCCAAGUCGGACCAGCAGGACUCUACAGAUAAUAACGGCUUCCUGUCUCUCCUAUGAGACUGUCGGGAGAUCAGCGGGAAUCAAACACUACCUUUACCCACACUAUUUAAUUGAAAAGGAAGCGCUUUCCACGCAAAGCGAGCAGAGGUAGGAGAGUUUUAAUUUGAGCUGUUAGAAAGUGAUGACAGAACUAUUUAAGUGUUUUUACGUGGUUUUAUUGUUCGACAUCUCAUGGACUAUGAAUGUAUCAGGUGAGACUUCUUUACCACGAUUAUGCAAACCUAAUGUGGUGAGAAAAAGAGCAGGCCGAAAGCAGCAACAGUCGUAAUAAUUCAUCAAAUGUAUUUUUUUAGCCAUAAAUGCAACAACAGGUAAAAAAAACAUAGGAAACCUUUUCCCGUUACAACCCAACUGUCUGCCGUCAUUUUUAAGUGUUCUCAUUCCACAAGGCUGUUUCCAUUCACGCACUUCCAUACUUGGACUGAAUAUUUUGAGUGCAUACUGUAGCUGCGGCGUCAGAAUAAAGGUGUUGCACUCAACUCGAUAGAACUAACCACGCUUGACUAUGUAGCGGAAGUGGAGGGACUAACUCCAGUGGUUGAAAUUCACAAUUAAAAAGGGGAUAAAUAUCGACAACAUUUCUGGUAAGUGCGCAAACACUGUAAUGUAUCCGGGACAGCACUACACUGUCAACAUUGGCGCCCUCAGGAACUACGUACACAUUUUACAUAGGAUACAUAUUGAAGUGUGCGAUUUGGAACACAGCCGGUGUAUCAAUCGGCCCACUUCCAUGUUUGCUCUUAGCGUUUUGAGUGCAUACCUGCGUUCAUACUGAGUAGUAUGGCAAAAGUGAGUGUGCAGUGAUGGAGACUAACCUAACCGCCCCCAGUCAACGUUACUUUGGCCAUGUAGCGGAAAAGGAAGGGGGCUGAUGUGAGUUAUUUCAAUUUACCAUUAAAAAGAACCGAAGAAACAGAAGACUGUCAACAUUGGCACCCUCAAGAGUAUGCAGUAUACCUUACAUAUUGAAAUAAGUAUGGAAGUGUACAAUUUAGAAAAUUCCAGAAUUAAGGCGUCAUGGCUGUGUUACAAUUGGCACACUUUCCUACUUACACUUCAAUAUACAGUAUAUGAAGCACAAGUAUGUACACUCACUGCAUACUUAGUUUUAGAGGACGGCAAUUUUGACAGUGUAAUGCUGACCUAAAUAAAUGACUAACGUUGUGCACUUACCAGAAAUGCGUAAAUUGUUAUUCUCUCCUUUUAAUGGUGAAUUGCAAACACUGGAGUUGGUCCUUCUCCUUUCGCUACGUAGCCAAAAUGGCAUUGACUGAAGGCGGUUAGGAUCCACGGCUGCAGCAACUGUGUACUGAAAGUAUUUGUCUAUGGAUAUUGUUAUUCAUCCAGGUCAUUGUAAUCUCAGGGCAUUCAAUCGAUCGCAACUGGACUGAUGCCUACUUGGAUGAGAGGCGAAAGGUCUUCUAAGACAAACCAAACAGUCCAGUUGAGACCGAUUUGAAUGCCCUGAGAUUUGCUGUAGUUGUUGUAUGAAUGCACUCAAAAUGACUAAAUGUAGGUAAGUAUGGAAGCCAACUGAAUCCCUGUCUUAAAACGUUGUACUGUACCGAUAGUUUGUUUCUUUCUGUAGAGAAUUCAGGAUCCUUUUCUAAGUCCGGUUUUGUAAGAAAGACAGCAGGCUCAUUCUGUCUGUGGUUGUCACUUUAAAGUCUUAAAAGAGUAUUAAAUGUCUAAUAGUAUUAAGAAAUAAAUGCACAAAUACUGUUCCGUGAAUGCACUUAUUCUUG
Nerophis lumbriciformis (worm pipefish) is the source of this 3721-nucleotide messenger RNA. RefSeq names its product MON1 secretory trafficking family member Bb (gene mon1bb). The record is from RefSeq and is a predicted model, not a curated record. Gene Ontology annotation, cellular component: Mon1-Ccz1 complex. Lineage: Eukaryota; Metazoa; Chordata; Actinopteri; Syngnathiformes; Syngnathidae. Gene Ontology annotation, biological process: protein targeting to vacuole; vesicle-mediated transport.